AUGGCUGGUAAGUUCUUUGAGUCAAUAGAGGAGGCUUAUAGCACGCGAGAUUUGUACGAGGUAUUAGGCGUUACCAAAACAGCUAGCGAGUCAGAAAUCAAACGAGCUUAUCACAAACUGUCAUUGAAAGUUCAUCCUGAUCGUGUUCCUCCUGACGAAGUGAAGAUAUCUACAACUAAGUUCCAAGAUAUUCAAGAUUUUGAGAAGAAAUAUAAAAACUCAGAAGAAGAAGCCGAGUGUCUCCGUUCAGCAUACAUGGACUAUGAGGGUGACAUGGAUAAAAUAAUGGAUUCUGUAUUGUGUGCUCGUAUAGAGGAUGAGCCUCGUUUUAGAGGUUUAAUAGCAGGAUGGAUUGCUGAGGGAUCAGUUCCCUCAUAUCCUCCUUUAUGGGAGAAACAGAGAAGAAACAAAAGAAACGAAAGAGGGAAAUAUGAUAAAGAAGCUGAGAAGGAGAUGAGACGAGAGAUGGGACUGAAAGAUGAUGUAUUCAACACACCUGGGACCAUGACUGGAGAAGGCCUGGAGAGUGCUGAGCCAAGAUAUGAGAGCUUGGCUCUGCAAUAA
Gigantopelta aegis is the source of this 564-nucleotide messenger RNA. Its product is annotated as dnaJ homolog subfamily C member 9-like. The record is from RefSeq and is a predicted model, not a curated record. Gene Ontology annotation, cellular component: nucleus; cytoplasm. Gene Ontology annotation, molecular function: heat shock protein binding. The coding region runs from base 1 to 564 and encodes 187 amino acids. Lineage: Eukaryota; Metazoa; Mollusca; Gastropoda; Neomphalida; Peltospiridae. The transcript has 4 exons.